UCAUCAUUGCAUUCAUAGUGGCCAAUAUUUUUUGUUGUUAUUGUUGUUGUUGUUAUUGGAUAUUUGGAUAUACAAAAUUCCAAUCAUUCAUACUGCUGAAGCCGCCUAUAUAGGAUUCAUACGAAGACCACCGACACACAAGGAAACUAUAGAUUUUUUUUUCUCUGUGGUUCUCCAUAAAAAAAAAAUUCCUGGCAUCUGUUUUAUCAUUUUUUGGUGAUCAUUUUUUUUUUGUUCUGGUUGUUAUUUGUUCGUGUGUGUGUUUGUGUGUAUGUUCCGUUACUUUGGAUAUAUAAAUCCCUUCACUUUUAACAUCGAUCGAUUUUAAAUUUCAUUAUUAUCUGGCAUUGGAAAAUAACAAUUCAAAAAACGAAAAAUCAAAUAUCUGUGGCGAAAAUAUAUUAUUAUUUUUUGUUUCUAUUAAAUCUGGAUUUUCACAUUCAUUUCGGUUUUCUCCGGUUUUCAUUGCUUGUAUAAUGUAAAAUAACAAAAAAAAAUUCAUCCUUGAUAACACACACACAAUUUACUCAUCAUUUGUUGCUGCUAUAACAUUGAAACACAUUUUUUUAUUAUUAUUAUUUUCUAAGAAUUGACCAAUCAAAUAAUAAUAACAGAUAUAAGCCAAUCAACUGAUUAAAAAAAAGAAGAAAAGAGAUGGCCAUCAUUGCCAAUGUGGUUGGCUCCGAAGUAUGGGAACAACAAUUGAAGAAUAAAAAAUUUACCGUCUACAAGAUAAUCGUUCAAUAUGGGCAACAAUCAUGGACAUUCUAUCGACGAUACAAUGAAUUCAGCACAUUAUGUGAUUCUCUGAAAAAACAAUAUCCAUAUCUACAUUUAAAAUUGCCGGGAAAAAAAUUGUUUGGCAAUAAUUUCAGUACAGAUUUCAUUAAAAAUAGACGUCAAGGUCUUGAUACAUUGGUGCAACGAAUUUUUGCUGAACGUCAACUUUUAGAUCAAGAACAAGUACGAGCAUUUUUUCAAUUAGAUCGAAGUCUAAAAAGUAGCAUGGAAGACGAUGAUGAUGAAAAUUUGACGACAAAUACAAAUUCCAAUUCAAAUGUAGAUGGUGUAAUAAAAAAUGUUAAUCUUGGUCCAUCAGAAAAAUCUACCGUUCAGCCCAGUGAUUUUGAAUUUUUACGUACAAUUGGAAAGGGAAGUUUUGGCAAGGUUUAUUCGGCACGACAUAUCAAAGAGGAUAGAAUAUAUGCCGUUAAAGUACUCAAUAAGAAAAUGAUUUUGAAAACAAAUGAAAAAAACCAUAUCAUGAGUGAACGAAAUGUUUUACUCAAAAAUCUCAAUCAUCCAUUCCUUGUUGGUCUUCAUUAUUCUUUCCAAACAAAAGAUAAACUUUAUUUCGUUCUUGAUUAUGUCAAUGGUGGUGAAUUGUUUUUUCAUCUAAGCAAAGAAAGAACGUUUGCCGAAUCAAGAGCACGAUUUUAUGCUGCUGAGAUAACCAGUGCUAUUGGUUAUCUUCAUUCACAAGGUAUAAUAUAUCGAGAUUUGAAACCAGAGAAUAUUCUACUCGAUUUCGAGGGUCAUCUUGUUUUGACGGAUUUUGGCCUAUGUAAAGAAGGUCUUAGAGAACGUGAAACAACCAAUACAUUUUGUGGGACACCCGAAUAUCUUGCCCCGGAAGUUUUACGUAAAGAAGCUUAUGAUCGUUGUGUUGAUUGGUGGUGUUUGGGCGCCGUACUCUAUGAGAUGCUCAAUGGAUUGCCACCAUUCUAUAGUCGUGAUAAUGCCGAAAUGAAUGAUAACAUUUUGCACAAACCAGUCAGAUUAAGGGCAAACAUUUCGGUUGCUGCAAGAAAUAUUCUUGAAUCGCUAUUACAAAAAGAUAAACGAAGACGUUUAGGUGCCGUCGAAGAUGCAGAAGAAGUGAAAAGGCAUGAAUUUUUCAAGCCAAUUAAUUGGGUUGAUCUGGAAAUGAAAAAAAUUCCACCACCAUUUAAUCCGAAUGUGAGAGAUAAUUAUGAUCUGAAAAAUAUCGACCCAGAAUUUGUACGAGAAUCGAUUCCAAAUUCGGUAAUCAAAGCACAUGGUGGAUUGGGAACAACGGCAAGUUUGAAUGAUAAUUGUUUUCAAGGAUUUUCAUACGCUCCUGCCGCAACUAUAACGAAUUUUUGAUAAAAUGUAAAACACAUAAACGAAACAAAAAACAAAUAGGCCAUUUUGUUUUCAAUUCAUUAUCUUUAUUAUACUAUACUAUACUA
This is a messenger RNA of Dermatophagoides farinae (American house dust mite), 2213 nucleotides long. Its product is annotated as serine/threonine-protein kinase Sgk2. Lineage: Eukaryota; Metazoa; Arthropoda; Arachnida; Sarcoptiformes; Pyroglyphidae. Gene Ontology annotation, molecular function: ATP binding; phosphatidylinositol binding; protein serine/threonine kinase activity. The record is from RefSeq and is a predicted model, not a curated record. Gene Ontology annotation, biological process: protein phosphorylation.